AUGAAAAUGAUUCGUGGCAGUAGUCAAACCUGCCGCCCGUCCGUCGCAGCAGGAGCUUGGUCCUCUAGGUUCACCGCCCUCGGACAGCUGGCAUGGUUCCUGGUGCCGCUGCUUAUCGGCAGCUGUUUGAUCGAUCAGACACUGGGUCAAACUACUGCUGAGGGAGGAGGCGGUCAGUGCGUGUGGUACGGCAUCUGUAACGUGGACUACCUGGGACGAUCCCAGUACUGUCCGUACAAUGGGACGGCGAAACCCGCGGACAACCAGGCGAAGGACCUGCUGAAGGUCUGGUGCUCCCAUCUGCUGACCGAGGAUGCUUCGGGCAACGUAAACACGUGCUGUGACUCGAAACAGGUUGCCGUGUUGAACAAAAAUGUUGGUCUUGCCGCAAACUUCCUCGCCCGGUGUCCUUCGUGCAUGGCCAAUCUGGUGCGGCACAUGUGCGACUUUACCUGCAGUCCACAGCAGGCGAGCUUCAUGAAGGUGGUCUCGACCGAGGAGGUCGAACCGAAGGAUGAACCGGCCGGUGGCGACGAGGAAAGCGACGGGUCCACCAGCACUACCACUAGCGCCCCGGCGCCCAAGGAGUACAUCACGAAGAUCGAUAUUCACAUCACGCAGCAGUACCUAAACGGAACCUUCAGUUCCUGCAGCCAGGUGUCGGUACCGUCGACCGGUCAGCUGGCGCUCGAUCUGAUGUGCGGUGACUGGGGAGCAUCGCGCUGCAGCCCCACGAAGUGGUUCCAUUACAUGGGGGACGCCCAAAACAAUCUGUACGUCCCUUUCCAGAUUGACUACGUGGCGCACAGCUCGACCAACGAAACCAUCGACGGUUACCUCCCGUGGAACCCACGUGUCGUUCCUUGCCGUGAGAAAUUAAAUGAUGAUACUCCGGCCUGUUCGUGUGUGGACUGCGAAGCGUCCUGUCCGAAGCCACCGGCACCACCAGCCCCACCACAGCCGUUCGUGAUCUACAACCUGGACGGCUACGCAGUGGUCAUGUUUGUGGUGUUUGUCGUCUGCAGUGGGCUCUUCCUAAUCGGUGCCUGUUUCUGCCACUCGAGUGCCACUGGCAGCGCUGGAGCAAAACUAUUGGUUGAUGGUGGUGACACUCUGCCGUCGGACCUGCGGGCCCACGUGGGCCGCAGGUUGGCCGGUGGCAUCUCCUCUAACAGUGGCGAUCUGGGCACGGAUCGGGAAGACUCACCCCUACAGUCCAAGCGAUCGAGUGCCACGUGGGACGGUGAACAAGAGCUUCGACCCCAUCCUUCCGGCCCGGGAGCCGACGAUGAUGAGGACGAGUCUGGUUACUUCGAGCGGCUUGGAGCGAAAACCGAAACGGCACUGGAGCAGUUCUUUACCGCGUGGGGUACGACCUGCGCCAAGCACCCGUGGCUAGUGCUACUAGGAGGACUGGUUUUCAUCGUGACCAUGGGCAUGGGUAUACACUUUCUGCGCGUCACAACCAAUCCGGUGGAACUGUGGGCAUCACCGUACUCGCGAUCGCGUGUCGAGCGGGAAUACUUUGACUCCGCCUUCGAACCGUUCUACCGCAUCGAGCAAAUCAUCAUCAAGGCGGAAAACAUCAGCAACGUCAUGCACAACACCUCGAACGGUGUGAUCGAAUUCGGGCCCGUGUUCAACCGUCAGUUCCUGCUCGAUGUCUUCGAGCUGCAGGAGCAGAUCAAGAAGAUACAGGCUCCGGGACUCACCGAUAACGCUACCACGAUUGGCCUGAAGGACAUCUGCUUCGCGCCGCUUAACUCGGCCUUUUCGGGUCCGGUCAAGACGGAGGACUGCGUGGUGCAGUCGCUGUGGGGUUACUUCUCGGAUGAUAUGGACAACUUUGAAGAAGAGGAAGAGGAUGCCCAGGGCUUCGUGGUGAACUAUUUGGACAAGUUGGUGCAAUGCUUCGGAAACUACUACAACCCUGCCUGCCUUGCGCCGUACGGGGGUCCGAUUGAUCCCGCCAUCGCACUCGGUGGCAUACCGCAGCCGAGCUCGCCGGACGAGAAGCCCAAGUACGCCCAAGCUGGGGCCGUUAUUCUUACGUUCCUGGUGCGCAACUAUCAUGACAAGGGAAAGCUACAGUCGGCCCUUGCCUGGGAAAUGGAGUACGUAGCGUUCAUGAAAAACUGGACGCGGCCGAACAUGAGCAUCGCGUUCACUUCGGAGCGAUCGAUCGAGGAUGAGCUGGCGCGCGAGUCGCAAUCGGACGUGUCGACCAUCCUGGUGUCGUACAUCAUCAUGUUCGCUUACAUUGCCAUCUCGUUGGGCCACGUCAAUCAGUGGAGCCGGGCGAUGAUCGACUCGAAGGUCACGCUCGGCCUCGGCGGUGUGGCUAUCGUUUUGGCGUCCGUCGUCUGCUCGGUUGGAUUUUUCGGCUACAUAGGCGUGCCGGCCACGCUCAUCAUCGUGGAGGUGAUCCCGUUCCUGGUGCUGGCCGUCGGUGUCGAUAACAUUUUCAUUUUGGUGCAAACGCACCAGCGGGACACGAAGAAACCGACUGAAACGCACGCCGAGCACAUUGGACGCAUUCUGGGCCGUGUCGGCCCUUCGAUUCUGCUGACGUCGGUGAGCGAAAGUUGCUGCUUCUUCCUCGGUGGCCUCUCCGAUAUGCCGGCCGUACGGGCGUUUGCUUUGUAUGCCGGUAUGGCACUGUUGAUCGACUUCUUCCUGCAGAUCACGUGCUUCGUCAGUCUGCUUGCACUCGACACGAUCCGUCAGGCAGACAAUCGGCUCGAUGUGCUGUGCUUUAUGCGGGGAUCCAAGAAGGACGCACCCGGAAACAUCAGUGAAGGGCUGUUGUACAAGUUUUUCAAGAGCAUCUACGUGCCGUUCGUGAUGCGCAAAUCGGUCCGCGUGGCGGUAAUGAUCAUUUUCUUCGGCUGGCUCUGUUCGAGCAUUGCGGUCGCACCGCACAUUGACAUCGGGCUCGAUCAGGAACUGUCGAUGCCGGGCGACAGUUUCGUGCUAAAGUACUUCCGCUAUCUGCAACAGUACCUGAGCAUCGGUCCGCCGGUGUACUUUGUGGUGAAGCAUGGACUGAACUACUCCACACCGCACGACCAGAACCUAAUAUGCGGUGGACAGUACUGUAAUCUGGACAGCAUGUCGACACAACUCUACAUUGCCAGCAAGCAACCGCAGUCCACGUAUUUGGCCCGUCCACCAUCGUCUUGGUUGGAUGACUACAUCGACUGGUCGGCCGCUCCUACCUGCUGUAAACAGUAUGCGAACGGAAGCUUCUGUCCUCAUCAGAAGAGCGCCUGUUCAUCUUGUGCUAUAUCACUGACUCCGCAGAAACGGCCAGCCGAGGCUAGUUUCCGUCGGUACGUUUCCUUUUUCCUCGAGGAUAACCCCGAUGAGGCGUGUGCCAAGGCUGGACACGCAGCGUACGGUAGUGGUGUGAAGUACCGACCCGAUGCCGGCUCACCGAUCUACAGCGACGUUGGCGACUCGUACUUUAUGGCUUACCACACGAUCCUAAAAUCGUCGUCGGAUUACUACGAGGCACUGCGAUCGGCUCGCAAGAUAUCGGCAAACAUUACCAGUACGAUCCACGCCAAUCUGCGCCUGCAGGGCCGCAGCGAACCCGAGAUCCAACAGAUCGAAGUGUUUCCGUACUCGGUGUUUUACGUGUUCUACGAGCAGUACCUAACGAUGUGGCCGGACACGCUGCGGAGCAUGGGCAUCUCGGUGUUGGCCAUCUUUAUCGUUACCUUUUUGCUGAUGGGCUUCGACAUUCACUCGUCGCUGGUGGUCGUCAUUACGAUCACGAUGAUUGUGAUCAACAUCGGUGGACUGAUGUACCACUGGAGCAUCUCGCUGAACGCGGUCUCGCUGGUGAACCUGGUGAUGGCGGUCGGUAUCAGUGUCGAGUUUUGUUCCCAUCUGGUACACAGUUUCUCGAUGUCGGUGGAAGAGACGCGCGAGCAGCGGGCAGCCGAUGCGCUCACCAAGAUGGGCAGCUCGGUAUUCUCCGGCAUCACGCUCACGAAGUUUGGCGGGAUCCUUGUGCUAGGGUUCGCGCACAGCCAAAUCUUCCAGGUGUUCUACUUCCGCAUGUAUCUUGGAAUCGUACUGUACGGAGCCGCCCACGGGCUCGUGUUCCUGCCCGUCCUGCUUAGCUAUAUCGGCGCCCCUAUCAACAAGGUCAAACUGGCCAACCACCGUCGGCAAGCGAUGCAGGAAACCCAGGAAACGUCCCUUUCGACAACCCUGCACCGGGAUGAAAGAAUAUUUAUGUUUGAACGAAUAGAGGCCGAUAUACACGGCGUGAUGCAUCGCCGAAGACGUUUCAGUAACGGUGUCACCAACCCGUCACACCACACCAGUGUUGAUGCGAUCGAUGAGGAGCAGAAUCCGGAGCAAAAAACACCGUACCAUAACCGACAAUCCGCCGAAGAUGAUGAUGACGACGACGACGACCACGACUACAGAAACCAUACCGCCUACCGACAACAGCAGGACCAACAGCAACCGCAGCAGCAUCAAUCGCGUUAUUCUUCGAUUCAGCAGGAGCACGAACGAGACCACUGGCCGCCAGCAGCGGCUAACGGAGCAAACUACUCCGGAACACGUUCCCCCCAAAGCCAACAGCAGCAGCCGCACCGAACCAUUCUCGACGUCCACGUCCGGCACGUUCCUCCGGGCGAGGAUAGAGAGGAACUUACCGAGCCUCUUUUGCAGCAAGCAUCCACCAGCAAGCAGUGCCCCACGGGCGGAUCUCUAAGGCGGCCAUCGAAUGGCUCACCACCGCACCAAGCAAACGUCGAUCGCACCACGGCGAAGCCAUCACCACCGCCGGCACAGCAAGAAACGAAGCCGACGCCAACACCAACUGGUGGACCAUUGAAACUAUCGCCUACCUCAUCCAUAUCGUCCUCGUCGUUGUCAUCGAAGGCCUCUAAAGCGUCCAAAACUUCCAAUCGGCACCGGCUACGCAAGAGCCGCUCGAAAGAUGCCCAAACGGAGAUAGAACAUCCGAAGGCACCGCUGGUGGUGGCGGAAGAUUCCGAAGAUCUCGACGACGAUGACGAUGACGAUGUUGACGAAGGUGGUCAAGAUGAGCGUGAGGUGAAGGUGAAGCAACAAAGAAGAAGUCACAGCGGUAGCCAUAUACCGUCACACGAAUCUACCACUGCCGAUGAUGCCGCGGAAGGGUGGCCGAGCCGUGGUGGCGAAACGGAGGACCAACGUACUCUGCACUCUUCGUCCUCCCGAUCGACGAUCGUCAAUCGUCGGCGGUAGGGGAAAGCGCCACGCGAAAGGCGUACUGUGCGCACAGCGUGUGAUGUGUUUGUGAUGUGAUGACAAAUCAGUGGCUGAGGGAGAGGGAUGAAAAGGGGAUGCUGGAGCGGCAAGUGCUGUGCUCCAAUCUAUGGUGAGGCCUAUAUACUAGUUCUGUGGCUCGUGAGUGUCACGUAACGAGCGUUAAAUUAUACACACGGACGCGCGCGCUUUCCACUCGGCACGUACACUGUUGCCAUUCGAGAGGAAAAUGAAACUAUUUUUCGAAAAUCUGUUUUUGCCUGUCCCACUCUAUGAGCUUCGGGAAUGGGGCCCCAUAAUCGAUAGUUGCAGGAAAGAUCGUCAGUCGACUGAAAGUAAGGACCGGAGAACAGAUGGAUGCGAUCAAGAAGCCGCAAUCGCUCCCAACCUGUUGUGUGUGCCUCUGGGGACGGCAGCAGGUUGACAUUGUAAAAAUACAUUUAAGACUUUCUGUUCAACAAGAUCACAUACACGGGAGAGGGUUCUCUCGCGGAAGCCAAAUUCCUAUACUCGGCAAAGGCUUCGGAACGGCGAUGAGAUGAGUACAACUAUUGUCCGAGAAGGUAUGGCGUGGUCCAGUAGAACUGCGCGCGCGGGUUUAUUGUGUGCAUGAAUGUAUACAUAUGUGUCCAGAUGAAUAUUCCUAAUAAUCGUACAUAAUAUCGCCGUUCGUGAACUGUGGCCACUGUAAUGAUGGAAAGUGUUGAAGUAAAGCAAAAUAGAAAAGGGUAAACUUAGGAGACAAAUGAUGAUCGUAAGGAAAGGUGAAUAGAAAUUAAGGGAUAGCAACGCGAGAUGGCUCCAACCAAUCGCAAGUAUUGUUGUGUUGUUUGUUUUAGCUACCGAAGGCCGCAGAGUGAGCGAUAGAAGAACCGCUGAAGUCAACGAAAUCAAAAGUUCUCUAGACAAUGAAGAAACGACAGACAGAUACAGGGCCGAUAUUAUGUAGGAAAUGUAUUACAGAUCGUUGAGUGGUUGCUGAAGUUGUUGGUUGUUGAUUUUGACACUAUACGCUAGUAGAGGGGCGAGCUUCUUCGCGGGGACAAAAACGGCGGAACGAUCGGAUCUUGUGCGCGAGUAACUGACAAGGAACGAGCAAAACCAAACGAGAAACAUAGAUUGCGUGUGCGUACUUUCGGUACAAAUAAAUAUACGGCUAACAAUAUUUCUACACCAUCGUAAAUCGUAAGCAGGAAGCGAUGCAACGUGGAAGCAGAACAAACGGAGUGCAAUGUAUAGAAGUAAAGGAAGUAAAGGAAGUUUUGUAUCAAACAGCGACCGACCGGGUGGAGUACAGGUGAAACGGAUGUUGCAAUUCUCGAUUUGCAAAAACAAACAAAAAACACUUCAUACCAAAUGUAGCGAGGCGUGAUAAGUGAUGGCAGUGCUCGGGAGGACUUUUGUAGGUCUUUUUGUCCCGUUUAAAUACGUUUAGGUCAUCGUUUCGCUCAUCGACAUCAUCCCCAUCCAUGCAAACUGUUGUUUGAUGCGUUCACUCCCUACGAGCGCUCCAAACACGCUGGUGUUACUAUCUUUCCUAGCCCGAAAGUGAAGUACUUUUGCGGUGCCUUGCAUGCUGAAGCAGCACUUCCUACACCACGGUACGGAGCUAUAGUUAAGAAACGUUCGCCACGGAGGAAAGAAUUGCAUAAAAAGGGCGCCACUCCAAUCGGAGACACGCUGGUGUUGUUCGUUUUCGUUUCGAAUUUAACAGUUGCACGAUGCUGCUCAACAGUUGCACUCGCACGCAGCAUUCGGUUAAGGUCCGGUAGCUUCUUGUGAUUCCAUUGAAAACUAACUAAAAGUAUUCUCUAGCGCGGCCAGGUUUUCAGCCCACCCGUCGAUAGAUAGAAAUGCGUUAAUGCAGCAAGUAAUGUGUGAGAGCCCUCGGAUCCAUUAUUCGUUGCGACUUUAUUGAUAGAAACGUGUGCGAUGGGAUUAGCUAUGGGUUAAAGCACCGAAAGAGUCUGCGUUUUAUCUUCGAUUCCAUUGGGCGCGGGUAUGUUUUGAGUAUUCUAUCCCUUCGUUAGCUGUAUUCUCUACGCUGCCGUUACCAUGGUAACGAGCGGUUGUUGCUAGGAGUGCGCCGCUAGUACGUCUCAUAUUUUUAUCGUUAGGUUUAGUAAUUAUUAUUGUGAUUAUCGUCCUUAUAGCAAACCCCGCUAACUAGGUCUUAUGGCAAAAACUCAAGCGAGACGAGGACACAGCUCUUGAAGGAAGUUGAACCGAGCCGUGCAGUCGUGUAGUGUAAAAAAUGGUCCGCCGCCGAUGGAAACGAUGUGUAGCUAGAAUUUAUUGCAGAUUGCUAGAUAACGAAGGAAUGGUUUUUGUAGGAAAAUGAUUUUACUGUGGGCUGCGGAAGCCGCCCUCCACCGGCCACGUGUGGCAAUAGCCGGUUCCCUGCACUUGUUGUGUACCCGGCUCGAGGUUGUUUUUUUCCGAGCUGUGCCGCUACAUUCGCAUUAAAAACCAAACUUGUAUUACAUUUGCUUUGCCCCCAUCGUGAAUCGGAACAUUACGGUUGUUAAAAAUUGCGGCAAGGUUGAUCGCUUCGCACCGCCAUGGGGCACUUAUACUUUUCCAAAGCGGCCGACGCUUUCCUUUUCGGGAGUGGUUACAAUGUUUUGUUUAGGAAGAAAACGAACAGAUGGAAAGCUGGACAUUCUAAACCGGGAUCGGGGUGAAAAUGUGAACUAAUAGGACAAAUGAAACAAAC
This is a messenger RNA of Anopheles bellator, 7990 nucleotides long. It is a transcript of the gene Npc1a, whose product is annotated as NPC intracellular cholesterol transporter 1. Gene Ontology annotation, molecular function: lipid carrier activity. NCBI's taxonomy places the organism in Eukaryota, Metazoa, Arthropoda, Insecta, Diptera, Culicidae. The record is from RefSeq and is a predicted model, not a curated record. Bases 1 to 5253 code for a protein of 1750 amino acids. Gene Ontology annotation, cellular component: membrane. The transcript has 11 exons.